CGCUGUACACCACCGGGGCAGCCUAAUCAUGAGCCGCGUUACUCCUUCAGACAGCUGGCAACGAGCACGGUCCAAGACUGCAGCCAUAACAGCCUUCAAGCGACCAGUGCGACCGGUGGCCACAGGCAGCCGCGUCUCGCAGAAGCUCUCCGGCUCGUACAUCUACUUUUUGGUUCUGGAGCGUUCGUGGUACUACGCCGUCACGCUCGCGCUCGGCCUAUACGUCAUCAGCAUCGUAGUCUGCGCUCUGCUCGCGACCACGGCGCGCCUCGCGAACACGCAGCGAGACCUGGAAGAGGACCUUGAUGUCGUGGCCCCGCGCUGGGAAAAGUGUCUCCGAUUUGCCGCCGCCCAUGUGCUCACGAUGAGCUGGGGCAGCGUCGUCCCCGUCGACAGAUGGAGCCACGUCCUCUCCUGGCUACAGAUCGCGCUCGGUCUUCUGGUGAACGUCUUUGUGUUUAGUGUCGUCGUCGCCAAGUUCCAAGCGCCGCAAUCGGAUCUGGUGUGGAGUCAAGGCUGCGUUAUCCUAUCCCGGGACGGCGUCCCGCACUUACUCAUGCGCGUGGGGAACCUGCGGUGCCACACUUUGUAUUCCCCGCGCAUUCGCUUAACGCUAUUGAGGCGCCAUGUCACGCAAGAGGGCGAGAGCUACUUUCGCCGGGAUGAUCUCAGUGUGGACCAGCCGGCGACGAUGUCGGGGAUUCACACCGUUGCGCAUAGCAUCAGUGCGGAUUCGCCCCUCCGCGAGCUUCACGCAAGCGGCGCGCUCCAAGGGUCGCUCAAGGGCGCCGGCGAAGCCCUGCUGAUUCAUGCUGUUGUGCAAGCGUUCGAUAACGUGUAUGGAGGCGACCUCAGUGCGACGCACACCUAUGGCAAGGGAAGCCUGCUGGAGGGUGCCUUCGCGGACAUGAUUCGGAGCGAAGGCGGCCGCACGACGAUCGACUGGGAUAAUUUUAACGCGACGAGACCGCUGGGCUCGCCCGUACGGGACGCUGAUCCCGAGCCGCCCGAGCCGCGGCCAGGCCGGCCCUACAUUUCUUGUGGAUCUGCGCGGGCGUCGUACGGCACGGGUGGAGCACUCGACGGCGGCGCCCCUAGGUCGGCCCUGGAACCGUAUUGUCCCUACUCGACGCGCCUGUGUCUGCUAUUAGCUGAGGGCGGUGUGGACUUCACGAUGGUGAAGAUCGAUCUAACGGCGGUCCAGGGCUGGUAUUCGGCGGCAUUUAAGCCCGGAGACGCGCCCGCGAUGUGGGGGACUCCGGGCGGCAAAUCGGUGUCAGAUGGCUGGGUCGGUGGGUCGAAGGAGUCGCGCGCUGCGUAGAAAUCAAUUGCAACGCGCUACACGCCAUCGACGCGUCGGCUUGGUGGCGUGGGACUCACUGGAUUCUUUGCACACAGGUGCCGCGACCGCGCCGUCGCGGAGCACGAGGGCGUGCGCCUAGCAAAUGAAGCAAGGGCGUCCGUGAGCGAGGCGGAGGUCGCCGCCUUCGGGGAGACGCUCAUCUUCGGCGGGCUGGCGCCUCGCAUCGCCGGCUCGACGCAUCCAAAAGGUUCCAAGGUCGCCGCGUUUAUGCUAAAAAAAACGCUGGGGGUCGAAACGGCGACGGCGCUGCUCGCGCGCGACGAUAAGGACGAGGCAAUGGACGAGGCUCGUGGUCUGUGCCGAGACCGACUCAAGGUGGCGCUCCGCGAUGUGUCGAAGCUCCUGGCCGCGGCGGAGGGACAAGGGGGGUUCUUAGGCGGGCAGGAUCCGGACCCCUCGGACAUAAACCUCGGAGGCGCCGUCUACACGGUCAAAGCCCUGCUCGACUCGGGCCUCGCUGCCGAUGGGAAGAUGACCCCGGAGCUCGAACGUUACCUGGAGCGGUGGUGUCGGCGCGACUCGUGGGUUGGCUUCCGGCGUCCUGCGAAGAGCCUUCAUCUUGUCUCGCGGCGAUGGCGUGCACGCAUACGCCAUCGCCGCGACUCAUCGCCGAUUCCCCGCAGCUCAAGGUCUACGGCACGGGCCAGUUAUUCAACGCGGUGAUCGUGCGGAGCUUCGCGAACAAGCUUUGCACGGUCGCGCCCGACGUGUGUUCCCCGGAUAGCGUGCGCGAAGCCUGCGACAAGGCCCGCCGACUCGAUCCGCGGUACCAGGCGCUCCUCCAGACCAAUACGAAGGCGUGCACACCGCUCGGGGGCGACGACGACGGCGCGAUUUGUAUUUAAUGUUGAUGA
Molecule: messenger RNA, 2217 nt
Organism: Pelagomonas calceolata
Lineage: Eukaryota; Pelagophyceae; Pelagomonadales; Pelagomonadaceae
Source: the annotation of a GenBank genome assembly